CACAGGUCCAGUGAAAUGCUUCCCAACGAACAGAAACAGCAAGAAGCACCCAGUGACCAAGGCGAGGCCGAUCUAAAUCAAGCGAGUCCACCUUUCACCCCAGAAAAAGGCGAAAAAUCCCCAGCGAACGGAGCAGCAGCAGCAAUUCCUUCCUCUUCACCGCACAGCCAGCCCUCCCGGAUCGAAACCCUAGGGUUUCGCAUCGGCCUUCCCCCUCCUUCUCCCUCCGCUGCGCGCGUGCGCGGGGAGCCACCAAACCCUAGGACGGCAAAUCCAGUGCGAUCGCCCACGGUGGAGGCCUCGUCGGCGGCCGAGAGGAGCCGCUCAGGGCUCGGGUCAGGGAUCCGGUACCUCACCGGCGCCGCCUCCGGGUGGUGGGACCGGUGGAUGGUCAUGGGAGCAAGCGGCUCCAAGCUCGAGAAGGCCCUCGGCGACCAGUUCCCGGAAGGCGAGCGCUACUUUGGCCUCGAGAACUUCGGCAACACCUGCUACUGCAACAGUGUCCUUCAGGCACUUUACUUUUGCAUUCCAUUCAGGGAGCAGUUACUGGAAUAUUAUUCAAAUAACAAAAAUCCUGGAGAAACGGAGGAAAAUCUUUUGACUUGUUUGGCUGACCUUUUUAUGCAGAUAAGCCAAGCAAAGAAAAAGACUGGUGUUAUUGCUCCAAAACGUUUUGUUCAGAGAGUGAAGAAACAGAAUGAGUUGUUUCGUAGUUACAUGCACCAGGAUGCACACGAGUUCUUAAAUUUUCUGCUGAAUGAACUUGUUGAUAUUCUGGAAAAAGAGUCAAGUACCGCGAAGGACUCCCCCCAAUCAUCAUCUCCUGAAAAAGCUCCAAAUGGUCCAGUUCAACCUUUAGCCAAUGGAGUUAGAAAAGAGCCACCGGUUACCCUGGUCCAUAAGAAUUUUCAGGGCAUAUUGACCAAUGAAACAAGAUGCUUAAGAUGCGAGACAGUAACUGCAAGGGAUGAAACAUUUCUUGAUCUUAGUGUUGACAUUGAACAAAAUAGUUCUAUCACAAGCUGCCUGAAAAAUUUCUGCUCUACGGAAACUUUAAAUGCUGAGGACAAAUUCUUUUGUGACAAAUGCUGCAGUUUGCAAGAAGCACAGAAGAGAAUGAAGAUCAAGAAGGCUCCACACAUAUUGGUGAUCCACCUAAAGCGCUUUAAGUACAUUGAGCAGCUUAGCCGGUAUAAGAAGCUUUCAUAUAGGGUUGUAUUCCCCAUGGAGCUGAAGCUCAGUAAUACAUCUGAUGAUGUAGACACCGAGUACUCCCUCUUUGCUGUCGUGGUCCAUGUUGGAAGUGGCCCCAACCAUGGACAUUAUGUAAGCCUUGUUAAAAGCCACAACCACUGGUUGUUCUUCGAUGAUGAAAAUGUCGAGAUGGUUGAAGAGCAGACCCUGCAAACAUUCUUCGGUUCUUCACACGAAUACUCAGGCAACACAGAUCAUGGAUAUAUCUUGUUUUACGAGGGACUUGGUGGGAAGAGUUAGAUUGGUUUUCUUGGCCUUCCCAGUUCUUUUUUUCUUUCCGUUGGAGCAUGCAAGUUUACUCUUGUACCUACACAGCUAUUUCAUUACCUCCAUGGAAAAUUGUCAAUCGAAGAGGUUGUAUGAAGUGAGGACGCCAGAUUUUGGGUGGUUUCAGUGUACAGGGGAUAAUGGAAUCUUGCUCCCAGUGAUGAAAUAAGGGGUAAAUUGUUCAGUACGCCUGACCAGUUUUCUCGCUCAGGACUAACAUAUUUGUUAAAGAAUUGAACAUUGCUAUUGAGCACACUGUAUAUUGAUUCUAGUUCUGAACUUAGGAUGUCCAUGCAAGUUCUGAUGUACUACUCUGGGAACUGCAUGGGAACCGUAUACUCGUUAGAAUCAUGUUACACAUAUGAUUUUUGGGGAAGUUGUCAGUUAAGCGUGAUGUGGAUUCAUGUUA
Molecule: messenger RNA, 1930 nt
Organism: Phragmites australis (common reed)
Lineage: Eukaryota; Viridiplantae; Streptophyta; Magnoliopsida; Poales; Poaceae
Product: ubiquitin carboxyl-terminal hydrolase 4-like
Exons: 6
Coding region: 16-1494 (492 amino acids)
Biological process (GO): protein deubiquitination
Cellular component (GO): nucleus; cytosol
Molecular function (GO): cysteine-type deubiquitinase activity; cysteine-type endopeptidase activity
Source: RefSeq, a predicted model, not a curated record